Molecule: messenger RNA, 879 nt
Organism: Iphiclides podalirius (scarce swallowtail)
Lineage: Eukaryota; Metazoa; Arthropoda; Insecta; Lepidoptera; Papilionidae
Source: the annotation of a GenBank genome assembly
AUGACCGCGGAAAUCCAUAACGGCGCCGUGUCGAUGCUGGACCCGUCGCAGCUGCUCCGGCCCGAGAGGGUGUACGAUGGCAAGCCAGUAGACGCGUUCCGGGACUACUCGGUGGACAACGAGGAUCCAAUCAAGGAGCGCGUGCGGAAAACCUAUUACACCAUGCAUACGAACGUCACGGUCGACCUUGUGAAACAGAAACGCGAGAAAUGGUUGAAGUUCAACCACUUCACGGCGACUGUGAAGGAAGCGCUGAUCAAGCUGAACGAUCUGGUGGACGAGUCGGACCCCGACACGGAGCUUCCCAACAUCGUGCACGCCUUCCAGACUGCGGAGCGCAUCCGCCAAGACUAUCCCCACGACGACUGGUUCCACCUCACCGGGCUCAUUCACGACCUCGGCAAGGUGAUGGCGUUCUAUGGGGAGCCGCAGUGGUGCGUUGUUGGCGACACGUUCCCCGUCGGCUGCAAGUGGGCCGACUCCAUCGUCUACGGGCCGGAGAGCUUCAAGGAUAACCCCGACACCUACAACCCCAAGUAUAAUACAAAGUACGGCAUAUACAAGCCUCAUUGCGGCCUAGACGGCUUGAUGAUGUCGUGGAGUCACGACGAGUACCUCUACCAGUUCCUACUUCACAACAAGUCUAAGCUACCCGAGAAAGGACUUUACAUGAUAAGAUAUCACUCCUUCUAUCCAUGGCACGCGGGUGGGGACUAUCGCCACCUCACCAACGACAGAGACGAGCAGAUCCUGCAGUGGGUACUGGAGUUUAACAAAUAUGAUCUGUACACGAAGAACGCGCCCGUGCCCGACAUGGAGGCGCUGUGGCCCUAUUACGAGGCUCUCAUCCAAAAGUACAUCCCCGGCGUGUGCGAGUGG